AUUUGGAAGAAAUUUUUUUUCUUGUUUUUGAACUGAUUUGGAGAGAGAAAUUGGGGGAAGUUUUGCUAGGUUACUCGGCGCGGUUUGUUGGUCCCUCUCUCUCUAGACUUUCCAAUUUUCCAAAUCCUACAUUUUGGUGGAAUUUCCUAGGGCAAUUUGAUCAGGCAAAAGCGAAUUCUUGAUUGUAACUCAGAAGUAACGAAACCCCCAAAUUUAGCUGAGUUGAAGAAGACAAAGAUGGAGGAGAAGGAGGUGGUGGUGAAGAAGAAGAAGCGACAAGAACAAGUUUAUCACGAGAGGCAGAGACUCCAAUUCUGCCUCUUACAUUCCCUCAACAAUCUCUUUCAGGAAAGAGGUGCAUUCACUCGGUCCCAUUUGAAUGCCAUUGCUGAAAAACUCGCUGUAGAUGAUCCAACGAAGGGAACCUGGACGCCACUUUCUGUAAUCUUCCAGCCUCAUCACAACACAUUUACUGGGAACUAUGAUAUAAAUGUUUUAAUUGCUGCAGUGGAGGAAAAAGGCAAAAGGGUAGUCUGGCAUGACCGCCGUAGUGGAGCUUCUGCAAUUGAUCUCGAUCAAGGAGAAGACAAAUUAAUGGGUAUUGUGCUAAACGUCCCAGUUAGAAGGUAUGGUGGACUUUGGAAAGGAAGACAUUGGGUUGCAUUGAGAAAGAUAGAAGGGGCUUGGUAUAAUUUGGAUAGUGAUUUAGCUGCUCCACUCUCUUUUAAAGAUACAGAGGAAGUAAAGGAAUACUUGGAUGUUGUCAUCGGUGGUGGUGCAGAAGUUUUGCUUGUCAUGAAUGAGUGAAAGUUGUUCUUGAACUGCCGCAAUUGAACUUCAGAGUAAUCAUAUACCUAGAAAGCUCUUUGAGUUACUGUGCCACACAAGAUCAACGGGGACCUCUGGGGCUCUGAAAGAAUAUAUUUUGUCUGUUUGUUAAGUACUCAAGGUGAAGGAUCUCUCUUGCACUUAGGGCUUUGUGGCUGUUACUUACUUCCUUGGAUGCGUUCCUUUCUUUAGAAAACAAUUAGUUGGACACAGAACGCGGACGUUCAAGAUUUUAAUCAGGUAAAUAUCUGGAGUAUAGAUGGCAUUUCACAGAUUCUUGAUGAAUGAUUGUGGAUGCUGAAUUUUCCGUUGUCAUUGAAGGUUGAUUCAGAAAAGAUGGCUGAACCUGAUUUUGUCUUUCCAAAAGUCUUCUGGUUAGUCGAACCAACUCGCAUAGUUGUAAGCAUGAUUUUGGUUUCUUUUAUAGUAGGAGUCAAUUUGUUGGUUGUUCAUUGUUGGUGAAUGUAUAUAUCCUCGGUGAAAGGAAUUAGAUACAAUGCAAUGCAUACAUGGAUGCCUUGAUAUGAUGAUACAAGGAAGUUUCUCCA
This is a messenger RNA of Rhododendron vialii, 1376 nucleotides long. RefSeq names its product josephin-like protein. Gene Ontology annotation, biological process: protein deubiquitination. Gene Ontology annotation, molecular function: cysteine-type deubiquitinase activity. The transcript has 2 exons. The coding region runs from base 238 to 807 and encodes 189 amino acids. NCBI's taxonomy places the organism in Eukaryota, Viridiplantae, Streptophyta, Magnoliopsida, Ericales, Ericaceae. The record is from RefSeq and is a predicted model, not a curated record.